AUGCUCCCUGGAGCCUUGUUGUGCUGGGUCUCCCUCCUGUUCCUGGCCAGGCCUGCCCAGUCCUGCCCUGUGGGCUGUGAUUGCUUCAGCCACGAGGUGUUCUGCUCGGAUGAGCAGCUGGCUACCAUCCCUCCGGACAUCCCUCCGCACGCCACAGACAUAGUCUUUGUGGAGACCUCGCUGACCACAGUAGGAACCAGGGCCUUCGGCAACAGCCCUAACCUGACCAAGGUGGUCUUCCUCAACAACCAGCUCCAUCACUUUGGGCCGGAUGCCUUUGGGGGGCUGCCCAGGUUGGAGGAUCUGGAGGUCACAGGCAGCACCUUCUCCAACCUCAGUGCCAACAUCUUCUCCAGCCUGACCUCACUGGCUAAGUUCACCCUUGACUUCAACAGGCUGGAGGCUGUGCCGGAGGACCUCUUCCAUCACAUGGAUGCCCUGGAGUCCCUCCAGCUGCAAGGGAACUGGCUCCAGACCUUGCCCGGGAGGCUCUUCCAGCCUCUGAGCUGUCUGAAGAUGCUCAACCUGGCACAGAACCGUCUGGCCCAGCUUCCUGAGGGGCUGCUCCACCCCCUCACCAGCCUGCACACCCUGAAACUGAGCAGCAACAUGCUCUCCAGCCUCCCCAAGGGUGUGUUUAACAACCUGGGCAGCCUGCAGGAGCUGUUCUUGGACAGCAAUGCCAUCUCAGAGCUGUCCCCAGAGGUGUUUUCGAAGCUCUUCCACCUGGAGAAGCUGUGGCUGCAGCACAACGCCAUCAGUCACCUGCCACUCUCUGUCUUCUCCUCCCUGGGCAACCUGACUUUUCUGAACCUGCAGGGGAAUGCACUGCAGAUGCUGCCCACUGGUCUCUUCACACACACCCCAGGCCUGGUUGGCUUGUCCUUGUCCCACAACCAGUUGGAGACAAUUGCUGAGGGCACUUUCGCCAACCUGUCCAGUCUCGUCUCCCUCACGCUCUCCCACAAUGCCAUCACCCACCUCCCCGCUGGUGUCUUCCGGGAUCUUGAGCAGUUGGUCAAGCUCUACCUAGGAAGCAACAACCUGACGGCCUUGCAUCCAGCUCUCUUCCAAAACCUGUCGAAGCUUGAGCUGCUCAGCCUGUCCAGGAACCAGCUAACCACACUCCCAGGGGGCAUCUUUGACACCAACUACAACCUCUUCAACCUGGCCCUGUAUGACAACCCCUGGCAGUGUGACUGCCACCUGGCCUAUCUCUCCAACUGGCUGCGCCAGUUCAGCGAUCAUCUCUUCAACAUCCACACUUACUGUGCGGGCCCAGCCUACCUCAAGGGCCAGAUGGUGCCUGCUUUGAAGGAGGAACAGCUGGUGUGCCCUGUCACCCGGGACCGCUUGGGCUUCCAGGCCCUGGGUCUGGAUGACAGGGAACCGGGAGGCAGCUGGGAUCUGACAGUGGAGGAGAGGGCAGCCCACAGCCGGUGCACCUACAGCAACCCUGAGGGCACUGUGGUGCUCGCUUGUGACAAAGCCCAGUGUCGUUGGCUGCACAUCCAGCUGUCUCCCAGGCAGGGCUUGGACUCCCUGGUCAUGACAUACAAUGCCAGUCAAGAGUGGGACUUGAAGUCAAGUUGUGGCUCUGUGAGGGUCACUGUGUCUAUUGAGGCUGGGGUCAUCAGGCCCUAG
Molecule: messenger RNA, 1644 nt
Organism: Castor canadensis (American beaver)
Lineage: Eukaryota; Metazoa; Chordata; Mammalia; Rodentia; Castoridae
Gene: Cpn2
Product: carboxypeptidase N subunit 2
Cellular component (GO): plasma membrane
Molecular function (GO): protein binding
Source: RefSeq, a predicted model, not a curated record